CUGUAAACGCCUUUUAUAACAUGCAGGCCAACGGGACCGGAGGACAGGAGCCGGAGCCGGAGUCGCAGCUGUCCUGCAGGAACGGAGAGUCCUCGUCCUCCGCCGCGGGAGCUGUGCACUCCAACGGGCUGCUGUCCUCCGCGAAUAACGGACUGCCGUCCACCGAGAGCCCGGCGUCUGACACCAGCACGAAGAAGAAGAAACGACUGUCCCAGAGCGACGAGGACGUGAUCCGGCUCAUAGGGCAACAUCUCCACGGGCUAGGACUCAAUCAAACUGUGGACCUGUUGAUGCAGGAAUCGGGCUGUAGACUUGAGCAUCCUGCUGCUACCAAGUUCAGGAAUCAUGUGAUGGAGGGGGAGUGGGAAAAGGCUGAGAGUGACCUCAACGAGCUGAAAGCACUGAUGCAUUCACCCAGCGCUGUGAUGCGGAUGAAGUUCCUGCUCCUGCAGCAGAAGUAUCUGGAGUAUCUGGAGGACGGGAAGGUUCUAGAAGCGCUGCAGGUGCUCCGAGCCGAACUCACGCCCCUGAAGUACAACACUGAACGCAUCCACGUCCUCAGCGGGUACCUGAUGUGCACUCUUCCCGAUGACCUGCGAGCUAAAGCUGAGUGGGAAGGCAAAGGGACGGCCUCACGAUCCAAACUCCUCGACAAGCUGCAGACGUACCUGCCUCCGUCUGUGAUGCUGCCGCCCCAUCGUCUGCAGACGCUCUUGCGGCAGGCCGUGGAGCUGCAGAGAGAUCGCUGUCUCUACCACAACAGCAAACUGGACAGCGGACUGGACGACGUGUCUCUGCUCAUAGACCACGUGUGCAGCAGGAAACAGUUCCCCUGCUACACCCAGCAGAUCUUGACAGAGCACUGCAAUGAAGUCUGGUUUUGUAAAUUCUCCAACGAUGGCACCAAACUGGCCUCGGGGUCCAAAGACACAACAGUCAUCAUAUGGCAGGUUGACCCUGACUCUCACCAGCUCAAGCAGCUGAAGACGUUGGAGGGUCAUGCCUAUGGGGUUUCCUAUCUGGCCUGGAGCCCCGAUGACACGUAUCUGAUAGCGUGCGGCCCGGACGACUGCUCCGAGCUCUGGCUGUGGAACGUGCAGACAGGGGAACUGAGAACCAAAAUGAGCCAGUCCCAUGAGGACAGCUUGACCAGCGUGGCCUGGAAUCCAGACGGCAAGCGUUUCGUUACCGGAGGUCAGAGAGGCCAGUUCUACCAGUGUGAUCUGGACGGAAACCUGCUGGACUCCUGGGAGGGUGUUCGUGUUCAGUGUCUGUGGUGUCUGAAUGACGGCAGGACAGUGCUGGCCUCUGAUACACACCAGCGCAUCCGUGGAUAUAACUUUGAAGAUCUGACCGACAGGAACAUAGUUCAAGAGGACCAUCCGAUAAUGUCCUUCACCGUGUCAAAGAACGGGAGAUUAGCUCUGUUAAAUGUCGCAACUCAGGGAGUUCAUCUGUGGGACCUGCAGGACCGGGUGUUAGUCAGGAAGUACCAGGGUGUGACUCAAGGCUUCUACACCAUCCACUCCUGUUUUGGCGGCUACAACGAAGACUUUAUCGCCAGUGGCAGUGAAGACCACAAAGUUUACAUCUGGCACAAGCGCAGCGAGCUGCCCAUAGCCGAGCUGACGGGUCACACGCGCACGGUCAACUGCGUGAGCUGGAACCCCGCGCUGCCGGGCCUCAUGGCCAGCGCCUCGGAUGACGGCACCUUGAGGGUCUGGGGUCCCGCACCCUUUCUGGACUCCCAGGAGACCGAGGGGCUCACCGAGUGCAAUAGCAUGGACAGUUGAUGUUGACUCCGGAGCAGAUGUCCACUUUGGAAAAUAUACAGUGAGACACACUAUCGACUUUGUGAAUGAAGUACGAGAAAUGAAGUAUAUCUAACGGCAGACGGAUGUUUUUUCCUGGCGGUUUCACAUCCCCACCCGCAGCGCAGCGGACACAUGAAGCUGGCGGCUGCCCUUCAUCAUCUGACUUCACAUCCGUGUGGCGGCACCAAACGCACACGCUACACGCCUCGCCGAGGACACGCCCCUCCUCGGCUCAAGCUCCUCCCCCUCCCCUACACUGCAUUCUGAGUGGACAACUGCCUCCUGAAGCCACACCCACCCACACACACGGACAAACAUCGCUCAGAUCGUUAUUUAUUACGGCUUUAAUUUAUUAUUGUGAAUGAAUCAAGGCCUCAGGCUUGCUUUGUGUUCUGUACAAUAUUCACUCAGCGAGGGGACAAAAAAAAGUGCAAUCUCUCGCACGUGUCAGAGAGAGAACAAAUCAUAUCUUUAUUUUUCAGCAUGAACUUCUUUUAGCCACCUCGUAUGCUUGAAAGUAAGUGUCUUCACCAGCAGAUAUAAGAUAUUGUUUUCGUUUCCCUCACGACAAUUUUAAAUGACUGAAUUUACAGGCAUUUUUUUAACUGAUUGAUAUUCGUUUUGAUUCGAAAAGUCCAAUCAUGACCCCACUAUUUUUCAUUGCUUAUGGUACUUUAUUCUGAGAGCGGGAAGUGAUGGAUUGUUAUUCUUUAGUCUUGAGAUGUAAGAUUUACGCAGAAAGACGCAUAACAGGACAGGACAAAACAGGUUGUUUUUUGGUAACGGGGUUGAAGACAAACGAAGCUAGGCUCGCUAAGAUGCUAAUGACACGCCAAUGAGCCGACGUCACGUUCCACAUGUAAAUACAGGCCUUCAGCAUGCGUACUUUGCCUUCGUUAGGUGUUCGUGACGUGCUUGAGGUCAUUUUUGCAGUGAAUGUUCAGGCUCUCGGUGUGAGACGAGUGAUUUUGUCACGGUAAGUACGUCAGAACAGACUCCCAAAUGUUUCUGAGUUCAGUUUCCAUGUUUGAUGUCCAUUUUUUUUUUCCCCUGGUCUCGUUUCCUCUCGUAUUAUCACAUCUUGACUUUUUAUGUGUUU
Molecule: messenger RNA, 2913 nt
Organism: Sinocyclocheilus rhinocerous
Lineage: Eukaryota; Metazoa; Chordata; Actinopteri; Cypriniformes; Cyprinidae
Product: WD repeat-containing protein 26-like
Exons: 14
Coding region: 21-1793 (590 amino acids)
Biological process (GO): proteasome-mediated ubiquitin-dependent protein catabolic process
Cellular component (GO): GID complex
Molecular function (GO): protein binding
Source: RefSeq, a predicted model, not a curated record